GCCCGGACGGGGCCGGGACUGGGCCGAGACUGGGCCGGACGGUGGCGCAGGCCCUUCCGGCCUGCUGGGGGUCGAGCCGGCCGGGGCGGGGCGGGGCGGAGGCCGGCCGGGCGGGCGGUAACGCGCUCUGUGCCGCAGCUGCUGGAGGAGAACGACCAGCUGAUCCGGUGUAUCGUGGAGUACCAGAGCAAGGGCCGCGCCACCGACUGCGUGCAGUACCAGCAUAUCCUGCACAGAAACCUCAUUUAUUUAGCUACAAUUGCUGAUGCCACUCCGCCCAGCACGCAGAAGCCUGUUGACUGACUGCAAGACCUGGACGCGAGCAGUGCUGCUUUCAGAGGCUGUAGAAGUAGUUUAGAGUCCGCUUUGGGAGCCAAGAAGGUGUGGGUUUGAAAAAGUCAGAUAAAAAGUGAUCUGGACUUCUGUGUUUCAAAUGUGAAUGUUGAUUUCAGUGUAGUAUUUGGCCAGCUUUGCCCCUGUUACUGUAACUAACACAGUUCAAGAAGGAUAAUUAUCACACUCCCUUUUCCCUCUGAAAAACUCAACUGUGUACUUCUGGGAAUAGCCUGGUUGUCAGGAGAGCGCUAUGGGAAGCAGAACCCAUUUCAUGAGUAAGGUUCUAUAAUAACAAGGUAAAUGUUAUGCUAUGUGACUCCUACUUCCAACAUGUUGGGCAAUUCCAGAGAUGUGUGUUUCAUACAUAAAAGUAGUAGACUCUUUUGUAUCCUGUAUCAAAACAACUGUGCUAAAUAAA
Molecule: messenger RNA, 754 nt
Organism: Ficedula albicollis (Collared flycatcher)
Lineage: Eukaryota; Metazoa; Chordata; Aves; Passeriformes; Muscicapidae
Gene: SS18L2
Product: synovial sarcoma translocation gene on chromosome 18-like 2
Exons: 2
Source: RefSeq, a predicted model, not a curated record